Messenger RNA from Dendrobium catenatum, 756 nucleotides. RefSeq names its product beta-glucosidase 1-like. The record is from RefSeq and is a predicted model, not a curated record. Gene Ontology annotation, biological process: carbohydrate metabolic process. Lineage: Eukaryota; Viridiplantae; Streptophyta; Magnoliopsida; Asparagales; Orchidaceae. The annotation marks the transcript as partial. The transcript has a single exon. Gene Ontology annotation, molecular function: beta-glucosidase activity.
AUGUUUCGCAAUUUUACCUGGGGAGAAACAGACACACAUAUUCUCUGGGAGGAUGCAAAUUUGCAUUUGAGAAUUGAAGUAGAGUAUCAGACAUAUGCUUUCCGUCUUUCAAAAGAUUUCCAGGAAGCUGAAGAAAAGGGCUUUGUUAUGGAUAGGCUACUCGUUUGUGAUAGGAAGAACUAUGCAGAUUAUGCAGAAUUUUGUUUCAAAACUUUUGGAAAAAGAGUGAAUAACUGGCUUACAUUUAAUGAACCAAUAGUUAUUGUAGCUCUUGGAUAUGAUAAUGGCAUUUUUGCUCCUGGAAGGUGCACAGGCUGCACGGCUGGUGGCAACUCUACUACAGAACCUUACAUUGUUGCCCACAAUCGGAUCUUAUAUCAUGCUGCUGCAGUGAAAGUAUAUCGUGAUAAAUAUCAGGUUAGUCAGAAAGGCAGGAUAGGUAUUCUGUUGGAUUUUGUUUGCUAUGAAUCUCUUACAAAUUCAAUAGCUGAUGAAGAUGCGAUAGUUCAUUUGAUGCUUGUGAGGGAUGUUAGUCAUGGAUUGUACCCCGAGGCUAUUAGCAUGGGUGAAGAUGCCAGUGGAAUGCCAACUGUGCUCCAAAGCAUUCGUGAAUGUCGUGAGAUUAGUGAUUGGGUCACUCGUAAGUUUGCUGCAGAUGCUUUGAUUGUUCUUGCCCCGUAUUCAGAUCAUUUGAUUACCAAUGGGACUUCUCAAAUAUUUGAGACUUGCUGUUUUGAUAAAGUGAAACCCAUGGAG